Suillus discolor is the source of this 1068-nucleotide messenger RNA. RefSeq lists its product as uncharacterized. The coding region runs from base 1 to 1068 and encodes 355 amino acids. The transcript has 4 exons. The record is from RefSeq and is a predicted model, not a curated record. Lineage: Eukaryota; Fungi; Basidiomycota; Agaricomycetes; Boletales; Suillaceae.
AUGGUGUGUGUGUCCUUAACUACAGUAUCGUUACUGACUUGCGCAUUCAACAUCUCAGCAUACAAGACAUCUCACAUUCAACAUCUCAGCAUACGAGGCAGUCAUCGUCACCGGCGUGCACCUGGGAGUCGACUUCAACGCAACCACCAAAUGCAUGCAGCAUGGUAUUCGCAAAUGUCUUACCUCACGGAUGCUUAUUUACAGUGGAAGCAUGAUAAGCCUGAUGAGGUGCAUGCUGACCAGCCACGCGCCUCCAAGUUUCAUGUUUCAACCGUUGAUAUCACAUGUUACAUGCACGUCAAGCCCAUUAUUCAGGCCCAUGAAGAACUGGCCAACGUCUCACUCUUGAAGCUGGGCUUCUUCGGCUGUUCACCACUUCAACCCACGGUCACUGUUUCAUUGCACUGCCUCAAGUUGUAUCAUCAAAUCCGCCAUCAAAAACCUUCGUUCAGUGUCCAAGCAAUGGUGAAGGUUUUGUGUGCCCUCCACAACGUAAUUCAUACAUAUUUUCAAUCGCUUCGAGACCAAUUUGCCAUUGCAUUUGAUGUGUAUCUUGGCAUUUUACGUUCCGUCAAAGGCCUUGUGGAUGAGGCUCUUCAACAUGACUCUGUGAAUUGGCGCAUGUUGCAUGCGUGCCCACCGUGUAACUACAAGCAACCUGAUGAACCGCUGCUUUAUCCUGCUCGCCUCAAUUCCUUCGAUGGUAACAACUCACUGAAAUGCAUUGAUGGCUCUGGUCAUGCUGAUGAACGACUCUUCAAAUCUUUGUACUUCAUACAUCCGGCCAACAUCAAGUUAUUCAAAGAUGAUGUCCGACUUCGCCCAGGCACACAUCUUCCUCCCGAAAGCAGGCAGACAAACAAUUCGGAAGCUUCACAUGACUCAUUGUGCACUGAAAACUGGAAAGCUGCGAAUGCUGUCACUGAAAAGACGAUCAAUGUGUUUGAUCAAACCGGCGUCUUUGUUAGUGCAUGCUGCCAUGGUAUUAUUCAGACUGUUGUUGAGAUGAGACAGAGCGGUGAACUGUACGUGCACUGUCAUUUGAUUAUUACUCUGUCUGAAUUUUGA